Messenger RNA from Contarinia nasturtii (swede midge), 2720 nucleotides. RefSeq names its product sodium-independent sulfate anion transporter-like. Gene Ontology annotation, biological process: transmembrane transport. NCBI's taxonomy places the organism in Eukaryota, Metazoa, Arthropoda, Insecta, Diptera, Cecidomyiidae. The transcript is spliced from 6 exons. Bases 611 to 2527 code for a protein of 638 amino acids. The record is from RefSeq and is a predicted model, not a curated record. Gene Ontology annotation, cellular component: membrane. Gene Ontology annotation, molecular function: sulfate transmembrane transporter activity.
UAGACUAUUGCUAUCCAAACGAUUCAAAACAUCAGUCGCAUCUUUGAAUUCAACGCGGAAAGUCGCUUUAGAAUGCGACAGUUAUAUUUCAAAUAGAUACAUUUUAUGGUGAUCGUAUCAAAUGAGAUUGGUCGAUCGAACGAAUUUUGAAGAAGAAAAAAAAUAAAAAGUGAUUUCAUUCAUUUUUUUACUGCAUCCGCGAAAAGUGAACAUUUAAAAAUCCUGACAAAUUUUUUGUAUUAAUGAUCGUGACUUUCGGUUUAAAAACAAAACGAGAAAAAAACUUGAAUUUAAAAAGAUUUCAGCAUACAAGUUCAACGCAUUUAAGUGGUAAUAUCGAUUGAAAGUUUAAAAGAAAGCAAAGGAAAUUAGUGAAACGUCGUCGUUGAUUGUGUGUAUCACAACAACCGUUGAACCACCCGCAAACUACACAACAACUACAGCACCGAAGCAAACACAUAAAAAAACAAAUGUGGAUAUUGUUUACAUCUCUUACAAACUAAUUGCUCCAAUUGAACAACGAAACCAAAAAUUUUUUUAACUUGGUUCUUGCGCACUGUACAAAGUUCCUAAAUUAAAAAUCGUCGAUAUCGGGGAUCAACCGAAAAAAAUGACGAAAGAGUCAAAAAUGGGCCACGACAAUCAUGCAAUGUCAGAGUCAUCAGUUACGCUGAAUAUGCCACAGGAACCACGAGGAAGCAAUCGUGGAAGCAAUGAAUUUAUACUGGUGAAAAAUGAAGAAGACUCAUCAUGCUGUGACUUCCGAUUGGGUGCAUGGAUCGAAAGGAAAGUGAAAAGCGCAUGCACCAAAAAAGUACUAUAUAAACGUUUACCCAUUUGCAACUGGCUUCCAAAAUAUUCAAGUGAAGACUUUGUUGGUGAUUUAGUGGCUGGUAUCACGGUUGGCCUAACUGUAAUUCCUCAAGCCCUUGCCUAUUCUGGCAUUGCUGGUCUCGAUCCAGCAUACGGACUAUACGGAUCAUUCAUGGGAUGUUUUGUUUACAUAAUCCUUGGUUCGUGCAAAGACGUUCCCAUGGGUCCGACGGCAAUUGCGUCGCUUUUAACAUUCCAGGCGGCAAAAGGUGUUUGGCAAAAAGCGGUACUUCUCUCGCUCUUAACUGGUUUUGUUGAAAUCCUGAUGGGCGUUAUGGGAUUGGGCUUUCUCUUGAAUUUCGUUUCGGGUCCCGUUAGUUCCGGCUACACUUCUGCCGUGGCAUUGAUUAUAUUGACGUCACAAGUGAAAGAUAUUUUCGGAAUAAAAGCCAAAGGAGCAACGUUCGUUGAAUUUUGGUCAUCAAUUUUCGAAAAUAUAGACAAAAUGCGAAUAAACGACACACUGAUGGGCUUGUCAUGCAUAGUUGUAUUGUUGUUGAUGCGCUUGUUGGUGACGAAACAAAUCGGACCCAAAGAGGAUCAAUUGAAAUCACGAUGCCAGAUAAUCGUUAACAAACUGAUUUGGCUUAUUGGCACAGCAAGGAACGCUAUUUUAGUGGUUUUGACUGGCAUGAUUUCAUAUUUAAUGCAUCAGUCACACCGAAGUGCUGACCUACAAGUGAUUGGAACAGUUCCGGCAGGUUUACCAGAUUUCCAAGUCCCACCAUUUUCAAUCGCAGAAAUUCGCAAUGAAACGACCGGCGAAGUUAUCCAACAAGGCGAAUCAUUUACGGAAAUCGUUUCAGAAAUGGGUUCAUCACUUAUUGUGAUUCCAUUAAUUGCACUUCUCGAGAAUAUUUCCGUUUGUAAAGCAUUUGCAAAUGGCAAAUCGGUCGACGCAACCCAAGAAUUGUUAGCAAUCGGUACAUCGAAUAUUGUGAAUUCAUUUGUUCAAGGUUAUCCAGGGACCGGGAGCUUUUCAAGGGGGGCCGUAAAUAAUGCCAGUGGCGUUCGAACACCUUUGGGCGGACUAUUCACUGGAUUGAUUGUCAUUUCAUCACUAUUUAUGACACCACUUUUCUAUUACAUUCCGAAAGCAGCACUCGCAUCAAUUAUUAUUGCAGCCGUUGGAUUUAUGGUGGAAGUAAAAGUCAUCAAACCAAUGUGGCGCAGCAAAAAAACCGAUUUGAUCCCAGGAUUGGCCGCUUUCGUUGCAUGUCUAGUAUUGCCAUUGGAAAUCGGCAUUUUGGCUGGCAUUGCAAUCAAUGUCAUUUUCAUUUUAUAUCACGCUGCUCGGCCAAAGAUCUCAAUUGAAUUCCUAUCGACGUCUGUCGGCUCAAAGUACUUAAUGUUAACACCAGACCGUUGUCUUAUUUUCCCAUCCGUUGAUUAUGUUAAAAAUUUAGUGAAUAAGUUGGGUGCUAAGUCUCAAGUUCCCGUUGUCAUUGAUUGCACACACAUUUAUGGUGCUGAUUACACAGCUGCUACGGUCAUCGAAACAUUGGUGUCCGAUUUUACGGCACGCCAUCAAAUGCUGAUAUUUUACAAUCUAAAACCAAGUGUUGGACAAGUGUUUGAAGGUGUUGACACUGAUCUGAACGUCCAGUACGAAAUCACAGCAUUAGAAAAAGUGAUUGAUGAACGCAAAGUUUAAAUCAUAAAUCGAAUUUCAUUCCAUGUAUUUGUAUAAAAAUAAAUCAUUAAACUUAAGAUUGAUUGCAUUAGGUUCUAAGAGAAAAAAAGUAUUAUUUCGAUGUAAGAACCAUUAUUGUUAGAAUUUAAAGAAAGAUAAAUCAUUGGUUAUGUUUACAACAUGAUUUAAUAAAUAUUACUAGUACAAACAGAGA